This is a messenger RNA of Thalassophryne amazonica, 1187 nucleotides long. RefSeq names its product RNA binding motif protein 48 (gene rbm48). The coding region runs from base 19 to 1152 and encodes 377 amino acids. Gene Ontology annotation, cellular component: nucleoplasm. The transcript has 4 exons. The record is from RefSeq and is a predicted model, not a curated record. NCBI's taxonomy places the organism in Eukaryota, Metazoa, Chordata, Actinopteri, Batrachoidiformes, Batrachoididae. Gene Ontology annotation, molecular function: nucleic acid binding.
GCGAUAUAUUUCUUAAACAUGGCGGCACCUUGGAGCGCCCCAGAGGUUUAUAAACACCACGAACAACACAAGGUUUGUGUUUCUCGACCAAAAUACAGAGAAGGAAGGAAAGCUCGAGCUGUUAAGGUGUACACCAUCAAUUUAGAGUCCUGUUACCUGAUGGUGCAAGGGGUCCCAGCUAUUGGCGUCAUGACAGAACUGAUCCAGCUGUGUGCUCUGUACGGUGUUGUGGAGGAGUACCGGCCCCUGGAUGAGUACCCCGCUGAGGAGUUCACAGAGGUCUACCUUGUCAAGUUCCAGAAACUCACCAGUGCCAGAGCCGCCAAACGACACAUGGAUGAGAAGAGCUUCUAUGGCGGUGUGCUUCAUGUGUGCUAUGUCCCAGAAUAUGAGACUGUGGAAGACACGAGGUUGAAGCUGCAAGACCGAAGAAGAUAUGUAUUCAGGGCUACUCAAAAUAAAGUGAGACAACAGGAACAGGAGGAAUUAAACAAGGAACUCACAGCUGACAAAACCUCAACAUCAGAGAUCGUCACCACACACUGUCAAACAUAUGACAAUGAAAAUACAGGAGAGAGUUCAAAUAUCAGCCAUUUUUCAAGUUUUCCUCCGCUCCCAUUGCCCCCUCAAGAACACUCGUCCCACAGACAAGAAAAUUUGUACGAGACUGUUCAAACCGAGGACAAGAUGGGAACGUUGCAUAAUGCAAUCGCUGAUGCAAAACAGCAGCCCAUGCAGAGUUCAAGUUCCAGCAAAAUCUGUGAUCACAUCAGACCCACAGAACACAGACUGAGCCUAAACCAGGCUCCUACAGUCAGAUUUACUGCACGAACCACACAGCUGCAGAAUAGGAAACGCAAAAUAGAAAAUUUCAUGGAGAACUCACUGAUUACUGGAACAAAUGUGCCACUGAUUGGGCCACAGCUACCAGAAUCACCUAAAUUGGACAUGGAGGAUGAGUCACUGAACACAACGGUCAGUUUGAUCAGGAAAACGAUGAACCAGGUACACCACAUUCUGAAAAACAUGCUCUUUGUUCAUGUCAUCAGUCAUUUCCAUCUUUAUUCACUGAAAAAAUGUCAUUCUCAGGUGACAUCAGUUCCUGACCUCAAACAAACAGAGAAAAAGUUGAAACCACGUCGCCGAAUUUGAAGAAACAACUUGUGCUGCUGCUGCAAACUUCUUCA